GUUAUAUAGAUAUCAAUACAAAUGCGAAAAAGUUGAGUUGAUUAUUCAGUUUUUUAUUUACUUUUAUACUUGAAAGAAAACCGGAAAGGUUGUCAUGGAGACAUCAACAAAGUACCGUAGCGACAUCUAGUUUUAUUUCGGGAACUAUUUUUUUAAAUACUUCCUCAUUGAGCGUGUUUCGUUUGUUUGUCUGCAGUAGAGGUGGUGAGGCAUGAUGAUGCACAUGUGGAUGUGGUUCGGGUAUGACCUGGGUGAGUUCAUGUUCCCCGGAUUGAACAUCACCACGCGAUGGUCGUUUGCCCUCACCUGGAUCGCGCUGUUCUUCAUUGCACUUCUGUUCGAGGCAUCGAAGGUAUACUUAGCCAGUGUGCAACGGGAAGCUCACAAAAAAUUAUACCCAUAUAAAUCUGAUGAAAGAAGAAAUUUGCUGUGCGACAGAGAGCGUGCGGGCAGCAUGGAGCCUACCACCAGCCGGAACACCAGCUCUGGACCCGCGGGACGGUGUUCUGCGCUAAAAGUGCGGUUGUUAGUGAACGGUCACCAAUCGACGGUGUUCCUGGCGCACAACGUGGUGGGCUACCUGCUCAUGCUCGCCGUUAUGGUGUACAACGUCCACCUUCUGCUGGCUGUCGUGUUUGGCAUGAUGCUUGGUUAUUUCCUGUUCGGGCACAAGUUGACCCGUCUUCAGAUGCAGUGCUUCGGCACCGGACGCACCAUCAUAUGCACGCCGGAGUGCGACGACACAGCCGAGACCUCAACACCCCCGCUGCUCGAUUCGGCCAACAGCUCCGAGUCGGACUUGUUCGUUUGUCGCACGCGUACUUGCAUCCACCCGUCGCACUACUACAAAGCUUCCACUUCCACUGACGCCCCCGACUUGCCCUCGUGUCACUACGGAGCGAAACACUGUCCGUCACGCGUAGCACGUGCGAAACGCUCCAAAACUUGCUACGAGCGAGCCAACAAAGAAGACAGUCCGAGCGUAGAGGAUGCUCAGCUGCUACGGACUGAGCGGCACGGAUGCUGCAAGAAGAAACAGGAACCGCCCCCCGACGAAGCUAUGACUAGUCACGAAGUGGAAGUGCACGAAAGUAAACUUUAUUGCGAACAAGAUAAGGAAAGUAAAAUGAGGGAAGCGAGUCCGCAAAUCUCGUGCUGUCACAACGCGAAAGCACCUUCCGAAAGUCAGGAACAAAUUAUACAGUAGCGUUAUUGUACCUUUUUGUGGCAAUGUUAUGGCACGAAGCGUUUGAUAUGACUGAGCUUUGAUUGUAGUCAGGUGUUACCUUUUUUAUUUUUUAUCAGGCAAAAAGGGCGAUUUGAUAUGCUCAAUUUUCUUGGCAAUAAUUAUUUAUAAUGUAUUUUAAAAACUGAAUGCAUUAGCGUUUAUUAUAAAUAAAUUAUGUGUCUCAAUCUAUCCCUAGUCUAUUUCAAAGUUGCGAACAUUCAAUUAAUUUCACAUCUUAGGUUAAUAAUAAAUUUUAAAAUAUGGAAAUUGUAGAAUGUAUAGUUUUUUACUUCAAAGAUGAAAAUACAAAAAUACAUAUUAUUUAUAUUUUACAAUGGAUAGUACGAUACCUAAUAUCAAUAUGUGUUCAAGUUGUUAGUCAAAUGUGUUAAUUAUAUAUUAUGUUGAAUGGAACACAAUUUAAUUUAAUAGCGUGGUAGCUUUUGCAGGCUGUAUUUCACUUUCUUUUAUUAGGGUUCAAUAACAGAAGGGAAAAACGAGACCCUGUUGCUACAACUCCGCUAUCAGUCCGUCUGUCUGACGCCCGGCUGUAUCUCGUGAAUCAUGAUGGACAGUUG
Molecule: messenger RNA, 1806 nt
Organism: Diatraea saccharalis (sugarcane borer)
Lineage: Eukaryota; Metazoa; Arthropoda; Insecta; Lepidoptera; Crambidae
Source: the annotation of a GenBank genome assembly